Brassica oleracea var. oleracea is the source of this 1209-nucleotide messenger RNA. RefSeq lists its product as uncharacterized. Gene Ontology annotation, molecular function: ubiquitin binding. Bases 172 to 924 code for a protein of 250 amino acids. The transcript has 4 exons. The record is from RefSeq and is a predicted model, not a curated record. NCBI's taxonomy places the organism in Eukaryota, Viridiplantae, Streptophyta, Magnoliopsida, Brassicales, Brassicaceae.
CAAAAACCUAACCUGAUAGGUAGAGAGAAAACUUGGACGCUCCCCUCCCCCGAAUCUCGAUCUGAGUUUGCCUUUGCCUAUAAUCUCAAUCAUCCUUCCUCCUUCAAUCCCUAACUUAAUUGCGGCAUAGGUUAUUUGAGAUUAGGACUCACCCGGAUCGAAUCAUCCGCCAUGUCUGCCGUAUAUUGCGGAAGUAAGAGAUCGUACUUCGACGAUACUCCUUCUCCUCCUCCCUCUUCGAAGCGGUUCCGAUGCUAUUCCCCUUCCAAUUCUCCGAGCUGGUCCUCCUCUCCUCCCUCAUCGCUCGAUCAGCUUCGCGCUGCCUUUCCUCAUCUUGAACUCACCAUUCGGAAGUUUCAGGUUCUUGUGGAGGCGUUGGAAGAACAUGGGAGUGAUUUGAAUGCUGCUAUGAAAAGCUUGUACGCUUUGGUAUCUGCUGAGGAGGAGAAGAGAGCUCAAGAAUUGGCCGCUAAUAAGGAGGCUGAUGCUGCUGGAACUUUUACAGCGAGUGGUGAUGACUGGGUUGCGUUGUUAGUGAGGGAAGUGACGCAAUCUGCUGGUCCAGAUGAUGCGAAGUUCCGUGCUGAAAGAGUCUUGGAGGCGUUAGAGAAGACGUUAAGCGCGCGUGCUCACGAAGAAGCCGGUAAAAAAUUCCAAGAGGAGAGUGUGGCAGUGCAGCAACAAGUGGAAGCCUUGAUGAAGGACAACACAGUGCUGAAACGUGCUGUUGCUAUCCAGCAUGAGCGGCAGAAGGCGUUAGAAGAUGCGAACCAGCAGCUAGAGUUUUUUAAGCAGCUGAUUCCUCAGUACCAGGAGAAGGUCAGAAAUUUGGAGGUGAAUAACUACGCAUUGAAAUUGCAACUGGAGCAAAUGGAACACGGCAACUAUAUGAUGCCGCAAAGAUUCAAUCCGGAUGUCUUCUAAUGAGAAACAAGUAGGGCAGUUGGGGGAGGAGAAGGACUAUCAAUAUAAACGCAACAAGUAGAGGAGAGAUGAUCAACAGAAGAGAAAUGCUGUUGCAUUGUAUUUGCUGUGUAGAGUCCCCAAGUCAAGUCAGAAAAACAAAAUGUUUCCUUUCCUUGUCUUUUUUUUUUUAUUUAUACUUUGGUGAUAUGCUUGUCUAAUCCUGAGGGAAUAUCAAGAAUUUGUGUGGGUAUAGGGCUGGUAUAAGUAAACUUUGGUUCCGAAUUUUUUUUGCUGGUCUCUCUA